CCACAGCAAUCUCGAUCUCAGCCCAUUAGUUCUGCAGAUAAGCUCAUUUCCAAACCAAAACUAAGUUUCUUUUGCCUGAAAAUUACAUAUAUAUCCAAUGGCAUCACAGAUCGAGAGCCACCGCUCAGGCGCUGAGAUCGCCAAUGGCGAUGCCAUCUGCAGGAAGAAGUCCAUCGAGCUGCUGGAGGAGCUCGGCCUCCCCACGGGCCUCCUGCCAUUGGAGGACCUCGAGGAGUUCGGCUACAACAGGGAGACCGGCUUCCUGUGGCUGGUGGUGCAGAGGAAGAAGAAGAUCGAGCACACCUUCAAGAAGAUCAAGCAGACCGUCUCCUACGCCGGCGAGGUCACGGCGUUCGCCGAGAAAGGGAAGCUGAAGAAGAUCGCCGGAGUGAAGACCAAGGAGCUGCUGCUUUGGCUCAGCGUCGUCGAGGUCUACGUCGCCGAGGCCUCGGCGGAGAAGGUCACCUUCAAGAGCGGCGCCGGAAUCUCCAAAACCUUUGACGCCGCUGCAUUUGCACUUGGGGAGUAAGGAUCGACCUGCUAAUUUGCUUGCAUUUGUUUACCAAAAAUAUAUAUAUUUUAAUUGUUAAUAAGUAAUUACGCCAGACUCCAGUGUAAUACCCGCGAAUUUUAGUUACUUCCCAUGUAUGGACUGUGGACGGACACCCAAGUGCUGAAUUUUACUUUCGAUUUGCAAACACCAGAGCGACCUGUCCAACCCAACACAACGUACUUAUGUUUCAAGUAAAAAUGUGACUGAAUCGUCACAAAGCAUUGACACGGCUAAAA
Oryza brachyantha (malo sina) is the source of this 789-nucleotide messenger RNA. RefSeq lists its product as uncharacterized. Bases 98 to 529 code for a protein of 143 amino acids. NCBI's taxonomy places the organism in Eukaryota, Viridiplantae, Streptophyta, Magnoliopsida, Poales, Poaceae. The transcript has a single exon. The record is from RefSeq and is a predicted model, not a curated record.